AACAGGCCUCUGCAUUUGGGCACAAGGGUGUCGUUGAAGUUUUGCUGGAAGCUGGCGUUGAUGUCAACCUCGCUGACUACAGCAAUCAAACGGCACUUCACUGUGCGGCGGGGUAUGCACAUCGUGAUGUAGUGGAGCUUUUAUACGAACAAGGCAUCAAUGCCACGUCUCAGGACGUUGAGGGACGGACUGCCCUACACUACGCAGCGGGUUCCGGGUGUCAGGAAAUCUUGAUCAAGAUCUUAGAAAACGAUAAUCAAGGGGUGCUCUUGGAGAUGAAGGACCAGAAUGGACAGACUCCGCUAUACUUUGCAGUUAAAAAGGGCUGCCCAGCAGCCGUGGAAGAAAUCCUUCGUCAGCAAGGAAACCCAGAUGUGAAAGACAAACACGGACGAACACCACUUCAUUUCGCGGCCGGAUGUGGUUCAUUAGAGAUUGUUGACCUUCUGUUACCACAUUCAGUGGACGAUGUUGCAGAGGACAAUGGGAUCAUCAAUGCACGGGACAAAGAAAACGGAUGGACACCUUUGCAUUUUGCAGUCAGAGGGAAACGGGAUGGCGGAAAUUAUGCAGAAGUCACUAAAGCACUGCUUGAUGCUGGUGCAGACCCCAUGAAGAGGGAUAAACAUGCCGGGCCACCGCUCUCU
This is a messenger RNA of Fusarium oxysporum Fo47, 647 nucleotides long. Its product is annotated as 4ank: A designed ankyrin repeat protein with four identical consensus repeats. The annotation marks the transcript as partial. The transcript has a single exon. The record is from RefSeq and is a predicted model, not a curated record. Gene Ontology annotation, molecular function: protein binding. NCBI's taxonomy places the organism in Eukaryota, Fungi, Ascomycota, Sordariomycetes, Hypocreales, Nectriaceae.